This is a messenger RNA of Ricinus communis (castor bean), 2249 nucleotides long. RefSeq names its product L-ascorbate oxidase homolog. The coding region runs from base 365 to 1981 and encodes 538 amino acids. NCBI's taxonomy places the organism in Eukaryota, Viridiplantae, Streptophyta, Magnoliopsida, Malpighiales, Euphorbiaceae. Gene Ontology annotation, molecular function: oxidoreductase activity; copper ion binding. The record is from RefSeq and is a predicted model, not a curated record. The transcript is spliced from 8 exons.
AAGGAACCAUGCUUGCUUAGAUACUGCAGAAAAACCAUCCAGCCAGACAGUGGGUACAGCUCACUUCAUUUCUUCACCAACAGGAAGAAGCUUCCUGCAGUAACUAUUACUGACCCUUUCUUCUAAACAAGAAUCAAUCUGUGCCCUCUCUGUUCUUUUUUUUGUCAACACCGACACUUGCCCUUCAAAAAAGAAAGAAAAAGAAAAAGAAAAAGGAACGGUAUGAGUGAGACUUUACAGAGUGAAAGUGGAUGAGCUAGCUUGCUUAGUUGAGUUUCUUUUUUCUUUUGCAAGAUUUCUUUUUCUUGCACUUCAAUCUAAUAACAUUCUCAUUAGAGACUCUGUGUGUGUGUGUGGUAGAGAAAUGGGUGGCCACCAUAGAAAUAUAUGGUCUUUCUUUGUAGUAGCUGUGUUGCUGGUGACUUGCAUUAAUGGAGAAGACCCUUAUAGAUUCUAUUCGUGGAAUAUUAGCUAUGGUGAUAUCUACCCACUUGGUGUAAAACAACAGGGAAUAUUAAUAAACGGGCAAUUUCCAGGGCCACAGAUUGAGUCAGUGACCAAUGAUAACUUGAUUAUCAAUGUUUUCAAUAGCUUGGAUGAGCCUUUCCUCAUCUCUUGGAAUGGUGUGCAGCAGAGAAGGAACUCAUGGCAAGAUGGUGUCUAUGGCACCAAUUGCCCCAUCCCACCUGGGAAAAACUUCACUUAUGUGCUUCAAGUGAAGGAUCAGAUCGGCAGCUACUUCUACUUCCCUUCCCUGGGCAUGCACAAGGCUGCAGGAGGCUAUGGAGGCUUCAAAAUCGCAAGUCGGUCAGUCAUUCCUGUACCAUUCCCUCCUCCAGCUGGUGAUUUCACCGUUCUCGCGGGUGAUUGGUUCAGGAUGAAUCACACUGAUCUAAAAGCAAUUUUGGAUGGUGGAAGUGAUCUUCCUUUUCCUGAUGGGCUGCUUAUUAAUGGCCGUGGAUCAAAUGGGUACACAUUUUCAGUGGACCAAGGCAAGACUUACAGAUUUCGGAUAUCAAAUGUGGGGCUUACAACUUCCAUAAAUUUUAGAAUCCAAGGGCAUAAAAUGUUAUUAGUGGAAGUUGAAGGCACUCACACACUCCAGAACACUUAUGAUUCCCUUGACAUUCAUUUGGGGCAAUCUUAUUCUGUGUUGGUUACAGCUGAUCAACCAGCACAAGAUUAUUACAUAGUCGUGUCAACACGAUUUACCUCUCAAGUCUUCACAACAACCUCCAUUCUUCAUUAUAGUAAUUCAGCAGGAAGUGUCUCAGGUCCUCCCCCUGGUGGGCCAACUAUUCAGAUUGACUGGUCUCUUGAGCAAGCCCGAUCUAUUAGGCGGAAUCUAAGUGCAAGUGGCCCAAGACCUAACCCCCAAGGGUCUUACCAUUAUGGAUUGGUCAACACAACUCGUACAAUUAGAUUACAAAACUCUGCUUCAAUGAUUAAUGGCAAGCAGAGGUAUGCUGUCAAUAGUGUGUCCUUCACCCCUGCUGAUACUCCUCUUAAACUUGCUGACCACUUCAAUAUCCCUGGAGUUUUCUCCCUCGGAAGUAUCCCUGACAACCCCACCGGUGGAGGUGCUUACCUCCAGACUUCUGUCAUGGCUGCUGAUUUUAGAGGUUAUGCUGAAGUUGUUUUUGAUAAUCCAGAAGACACUCUGCAGUCAUGGCACAUUGAUGGCCACAACUUCUUUGUCGUAGGGAUGGAUGGUGGGCAAUGGUCGCCAGCCAGCAGAUUAAGUUAUAAUCUGAGAGAUACAAUUUCUCGUUGCACAGUUCAGGUCUAUCCCAAGUCAUGGACUGCGGUUUACAUGCCAUUGGACAACGUUGGGAUGUGGAAUGUAAGGUCUGAGAACUGGGCUCACCAGUAUUUAGGACAGCAAUUUUACCUUCGUGUUUAUUCUCCAGCAAAUUCAUGGAGAGAUGAAUAUCCAAUCCCAUCAAAUGCACUUCUGUGUGGUCGGGCAGCAGGUCGUUGAACCAGGCCUGUACGGUUAGAGGACUGAAAGAAUGAAUGUCAUGAAAGGUUGACAUGAUCUUAGUCUGUCCAUGGAGUGCAGAUUUUUAUCAGGAAAAAGAGCAAAUUUUAACCUAUGUAUUGCAUACUUUUCCCUGUUUCUUCAUCUCAUACAUCACUUCCGGCCUGAUAGUCCAUUGUAAUAGCCCGAGCUAGCUAGAUUCUUUACGUCAUAAUAUUAUUUGUUGUAAACUCCGCAUUCAUUCUAUAUAAUUCAAAUUUUCAGGCUA